Messenger RNA from Gamsiella multidivaricata, 2291 nucleotides. RefSeq lists its product as uncharacterized. Gene Ontology annotation, molecular function: mRNA binding. Bases 81 to 2237 code for a protein of 718 amino acids. The record is from RefSeq and is a predicted model, not a curated record. The transcript is spliced from 2 exons. NCBI's taxonomy places the organism in Eukaryota, Fungi, Mortierellomycota, Mortierellomycetes, Mortierellales, Mortierellaceae.
GUCCCCUUCCUUCCCCCUUCCUCCUUCCUUCCUUCCUUCCUCCUUCCUUCGCCCUCCCUCCCUCCCUCUCCCACUUAAAGAUGGCCGUCCAUCCCCUCUCGACCACCUCCUCCGCGUCCGUCUCCCUGUUCUCCUCUCCCUCCCCUUCCCCAACCACAACCUCAUCCCCCACUCUCCUCCCCUCCCCGUCCUCAACCGCCAUCACCACCCCUACAUCCCAUUCCUCGCACUGCUCCCCAACCGCAAAAGAUCUCGCCACCAUCCCCACAGCCACAACCACCAUCACCACCACGGACGCCACCAUCUCAAACACCGGCACCACCACCCCUUCUUAUCCUUACAGUCACAGCAUCUUUGAGGUCCAGGACCCAUCCUCCACCAGGGGCAUCAACAUCUUCAACAAUGGCCCCCACCACAACACCACUGCCGCCACCAACCAGUUCGCUACUGAUGGUAUCUCCGAUCCCUUUGGCCUCUCCGACUACUUCAGCUCCAGCAUCCCCAAGGCCGGUCUCUCCAAUCAGUACAGCAAUAGCAUCCAUAUCGGAAGCCUGAGCAACGGUCUCAGCGGACUCAGCCUCAACAACUUUAGCACCACCAGCCUCAACAAUACCAACACCGCCGCCACCGCCAUCAACCAGACGAAAUCGUCUCUAAGCUCUGGCCUCUAUGGCUACAGCAACAACGCCAAUAGCAACGGCAGUCUUUCGUUCAAUGCCUCCCAGCAAGAGGAGAUUUCGACCAUCUUCGUUGUUGGCUUCCCUGACGACAUGCAGGAGCGGGAGUUCCAAAACAUGUUUGUCUUCACCCCUGGCUUCGAGGCUGCCACGCUAAAGAUCCCCCACAAGGACCAGCAGGAGGAUGACGCCCUCACCCUUGGAGUCAAUGGAGUCAACCCUCGCAAGCAGAUUAUUGGGUUUGCAAAGUUUCGCUCUCAUCAGGAAGCACUGCAGGCUAUCAGUGUACUCAGCGGGCGCAGGGUCGAUGCGGAGAAGGGCUCUCUGCUCAAGGCUGAGAUGGCAAAAAAGAAUCUCCAUACCCGCAGGGGACUCUCCAACGAGCUGGUGGCCACUCCCGGCCCCGCCGUGACCUCGGCCUCAGUCCCACCAGCGCCCGUUGGAUCAGCCUCUAUACACCCAGUCAACAUCAAUGGCAAGAAGACGCCCCACCCUCUUCAGCACCGCAACAGCCUUGCAGGAUCAGCUGCCUAUGACGCCUUCCAUUCCGUGCCCUGCAGUCCUGCCCUCCCCAGCGACCUUCUCUCGCCCCAUGAUUACCCCAGCAGCUACGACUUUUAUGCUGAUGUCUAUGCGCCCAACAACCUCGCCAACCUCAGCUUUGCAGAGUCCUUUGGCGGUCGCCACCAACAGGCGCUCAGCCAGCAGCAACAGCCACAGCAGCAACAACAGCAGGGCCAGCAGUCCGAGCUCUCUUCUUCCUUCCUGGGUCGUCAGAGUGCCUUUGAUGUUAGAGUGGACCCUUUAUCGAUGGGCAGCUUCAGCAACAACAUCGGAGGCCUUGCUGGCUCCAUCUCCGGAUCCUUCUCCAACUCGAUCUCAAGCUCCUUCUCGAAUCGCGUUGUUGGAUUCUCUGGAUCGCAGCGCUUUAACAAGAGUUUCUUGGACAUGGACUCGGAUACACCGACUUCGACUAUGGGCUACCUGUCAAAGUCGAUUCCCGCCCACACGGAACGUGGAUUCAACAGUGCGCUGUUCAACAACGACGAUAUGUCGAACAAUCGCUUUCAGGGCCUGCCCAUCAACACUGCCCAGGCGGCCUCUUUGGUGACGCCCAGUCUUCCUUCACCCAAUGUUGCCUCUCCAGGAUUCCGCACGCCUAUCAAUCCUGGCGAUCAGAACCCUCCUUGUAACACGCUGUAUGUGGGUAACUUGCCCAUGAACACAUCGGAGGAUGAGCUCCGCACGCUUUUCUCACGCUGUGUUGGUUACCGUCGCAUGUCCUUCCGCGUCAAGGCGAACGGACCUAUGUGCUUUGUUGAAUUUGAGAACGUCGAAUGCGCUACACAGGCACUGAAUGAUCUUUAUGGCAACCCGUUGAGCAACUCUGUCAAGGGCGGCAUCCGCCUGAGCUUCUCAAAGAAUCCUCUGGGUGUCCGCAACUCUCAACCGAGCAGCCUUGCCAACCAGCUGCACAACAUGAACGGCAUGAACAACGGCUCGGCUUCGUAUCUGGAUCGUAGGGACAGCAUGAGUGCUAUGUUUGACCAGCACUAUUAGACGACCCGUUUGGUAUCUAUCAUCUCGCUGGAUCCAAUCUUUAUUUUUGCAUCU